Molecule: messenger RNA, 1232 nt
Organism: Phyllotreta striolata
Lineage: Eukaryota; Metazoa; Arthropoda; Insecta; Coleoptera; Chrysomelidae
Source: the annotation of a GenBank genome assembly
GCUUAAACUAAAAUAAACUUGAUCUUAAUUAGAUAUAACUCAUUAUUUUUAGUCCGUUUUAUUUCUCGCGUUAUCCGCAUACAGAAAUGAUUAGUUCUUUCGUUAUAAUUUCAGUAGCCUUCGUACUAUUUGGGCAGGGACUUUACUUACCGCAAGAUAAACUUCAAAAAAAGCCCGAUGCAGCCGAAGAAAUUCAACACGCUAUAUGUAAAAUUGCUUCGAAAGAUUUAGAAGCUACUGCUAAUGCGACUAUAUUUAGAGAAUUGAAAGGCGUAUGCACGUCAAACGAAUUGGAAGCUCGUUUGAACCAUAUAGAAAACAUCUUCGUACAACAAAUAGAGAGUAUUAAGAACAUCCUCGUAUCAAACGGAUUUGAAAUCCCCCAAGUAGAAACUGCUACAAACGAAAAGCAGGAAUCUCCUGAGACUCUUCAUUACAUAUCAACCCCUCCUGUAAUUAGUUAUAGAUCCUCGUCUUCGGAAUUUGGCAAUAAUGGGUACUUUAACGAUGAACUUCACCAGCCCACAGUCGAGCAGGAGAACCAUAAAUUAACAGGAGAAACGACAUCUUCGAGAGAAGAAGAAAUCAUAAAAUACAACAACACUGUAAUAGAAACUGGUGCUGGAAAAACGUAUAUUUACUAUUGGAAAAUCCGGAACGUAGACGAAUUACUACGCAAGAAAAACAUGUACGUCUCCAGCCAGGAGUUUUCCGUACUAGGGCACAAUCUUCACCUGCAACUGUACCCGAAUCACCUCGAUAGCGAAUCUUUCGCAGUCCGUUUGGCCGUUUCCACGAAAGGUUUCGUGAAAAAACACAGGAUUUAUUUGCUGAGCAACUCGGAGCGUGCUGAUGUCGAUUCGGGGCUGUUGCUGGGAUUCAAAGGCGCUGAUAUGUUUGUGAUUGAUGAGGAAACGGCUCGAUUAUACGGGUAUAUUAAGGGAAAUUGUAUGACUGUGAAAAUUGAAAUUAUGUUGAAUUCGUAGUUGAUGUGAGGAUUUGUUUUGGUGUUUUUUUUUUAAUUAAUUAGAGUAUAUUGAAAGGUUGGAAAGGUUGCUUUUAUUCCUUCUGGGGGUUUAGACUUUUAACAGAAUAGCACAAGGUUGAUUAAUUUGAUAUUGCCUUGAUAGUGUAAGGGAAUGGAAAUUUUGUUGAAUUCGUAGUUAAUGUAGGGUUUUAUAAUUAGUUAGAGGAUAUUGGAAGGUUGGAAGGUUCGUUUUAGUCCCUCUGAG